UCUCAUCACCUUCAUUUUCUGCCCUAAAUUUCUGUUACCAGUGAUACAAUAGAUCUGAAAACUCGAGAGUAAAAGGAAUCAUGGCGUCGAAAACUGCCACUAAAGACAUCAUCACUCUGCGAGGAUCAGCCGCCAUCGUUAGUGAAUUUUUCGGUUAUGCAGCAAACAGUAUUUUGUACAAUCGUGGAUUAUAUCCAGAAGAAAGUUUUGCGAGGGUUAAGAAAUACGGUCUCCCGUUGUUGCUUACUCAAGACGAGGGGGUUAAAUCCUUCAUUUCGAAUCUCACUUCUCAACUCUCUGAGUGGCUGGAGGCAGGGAAGCUGCAGAGGGUGGUGCUGGUGAUCAUGAGCAAAGCUAGUGGAGAGGUUCUAGAGCGAUGGAAUUUCAGCAUUGAGACGGAUGGAGAGGUCGUUGAGACGGGAGUGUCUAGGGAGAAGAGUGAUAAGGAGAUUAUGAGGGAAAUUCAGGCAAUCAUGAGGCAGAUAGCAUCCAGCAUUACGUACUUGCCAUGCCUCGAUGAAACAUGUGUGUUUGAUGUCUUAGCCUACACUGAUAAAGAUUGCUCGGUCCCUUUUACUUGGAUGGAGAGUGACGCUAAGCUUAUUGCCAACCCGCAAAUGGUGAAACUACACUCUUUUGAUACAAAGAUUCACAAGGUUGAUACUCUAGUAUCAUACAAGAACGAUGACUGGGACGAGCCAUGAAAGAAGAUAAUAAACCAUAUGCUGCAGCAGCUUUUAUUUUCUCUCCUUGAGAUUUCUGUGUUUGGCUGGAAGUGACAGAACCCGUAUAUCAUACAAGAGCGAUGACUGGGAUGAACCAUUAAUAACUAGACUUUGCUGCAGCUUUUGUGUUUUUCUCUCCUUGAGAUUUUUGUGGUUGAAAGGAACAGAACAAUGGUGACUCACUCUUGUGAGUCAUUCAUUUUACAAUUUGUGUUUGUUAUGUAUGAUUGAUUCAUGGAAGUUGGUAAUGUUGCAUUGUUUAAGCUUUGAAUGAAUUAUGAAGUGUGUAGUUUUUGAGUGCA
Molecule: messenger RNA, 1027 nt
Organism: Salvia hispanica
Lineage: Eukaryota; Viridiplantae; Streptophyta; Magnoliopsida; Lamiales; Lamiaceae
Gene: MAD2
Product: DNA-binding HORMA family protein
Biological process (GO): mitotic spindle assembly checkpoint signaling
Cellular component (GO): nucleoplasm; kinetochore; cytoplasm
Source: RefSeq, a predicted model, not a curated record